AUGCCAAUCACCGGAAUAUACUUCAUUCCCUCCCACCCAAACACCACAACCGCCCUUCCAACCCUAACAGAGCGCCUCCGCACCGCUUACCCAGAACAAGACCUCGUCCCAGCCGGCCGGUGGGCCCUAGAACACAAACUGAUGCGCGACACUCCCGGUCUACUCCCCGCCUCACCACAGUCCAAAAAACCCCGCUACAUGCAAUUCCUCACACUAAGCCACUACCCAUCUCACGGGUUCAUCUACGCCUCUGAGCCUGCAGAGAAGCCUUUCCAUCCGCCGGCUUCUACGCCGACGCCCGCGACGCCCACGGGAGCUAAUGCCGCGGCGGAAACGUCGAUGGUUAUGACGACGGUCCCCCCGUCGUCGUACGGGACGUUAUUCCAGCAUUUCGUGUACGCUGCGCAACCGUUCUGGUGCCAUCGGUUGACGAUGGCCGUGCCGGCUGGUGUUGUGUACGAGGUUGGUGACUUCCGGGUUCGGAUGGGUGACGUGCGGCAGACGUAUCCAACUGCCCGUGUUCGGGGGACGGUUGUGGAGAUUGAGUGGCUGGGGCCGUCGGUUGUGGAAUCUGUUGCUUUAGGGCAGGAGGAUGGGGAUGAGAUGGGGUUUGCGGGGGUGGAGGAGGCGGAUGUUGAUGCUGAGUAUGCCGCGACGGCGCAGUUGAUAAGGGAGUUUUGGACGAGGCUGAGGUUUGAGGGGGCUAGGGAGGCUAUUUUGGUCCCUGGAGUUGGGAAGGAAGUUAAGGAGAAGUUGAAGAGGAGGGGAGAGAAGAAAGGGAGUAAUGGGGUUGUGACGGUGCCGCUGGUUGAGGGUGAGGAGGAGGAUCCUGACCCGUCCGCUGGGACGGAUGUUGCGAGGCAGUAUAUGGAGGUGUUGAGGUUUAAUCGGUAG
Messenger RNA from Penicillium cinerascens, 894 nucleotides. RefSeq lists its product as uncharacterized. Gene Ontology annotation, biological process: regulation of transcription by RNA polymerase II. The coding region runs from base 1 to 894 and encodes 297 amino acids. NCBI's taxonomy places the organism in Eukaryota, Fungi, Ascomycota, Eurotiomycetes, Eurotiales, Aspergillaceae. Gene Ontology annotation, molecular function: transcription coregulator activity. The record is from RefSeq and is a predicted model, not a curated record. Gene Ontology annotation, cellular component: mediator complex. The transcript is spliced from 2 exons.